AUGAUCCAUGGUUUAACUGUAAAUAACCUCACAGAAAGAGUUAUUCAGAGAAGCAAGAGGAUGAUUUUAGACACUCUGGGUGUUGGAUUGAUCGGAACUACAACAGAGGUUUUUCAUAAAGCAUUGCAGUACAGCAAGAUUUAUAGCACAGACAUCUCAAGCACAGUUUGGGGCCAGCCAGAACUACGACUCCCUCCUCUCUAUGCUUCUUUUGUCAAUGGCGUUGCGGUUCACUCCAUGGACUUUGAUGACACUUGGCAUCCUGCCACACAUCCCUCAGGAGCAGUCCUUCCUUCUCUGGUUGCCCUUUCAGAAUCUGUAUCGACACAUCACAAGAAAUCAGGAUUAGACUUUAUCUUGGCAUUCAAUGUUGGUAUUGAGGUACAAGGAAGACUCAUGCAUUUCUCAAAUGAAGCCAGCAAUAUUCCGAAAAGGUUUCACCCUCCCACCGUGGUUGGUACAAUGGGAAGUGCUGCAGCUUCAUCAAAAUUUUUAGCCCUUGAUCAAACUCAGUGCAGAGAUGCCUUAGCUAUAGCUGCAUCAUAUUCAGGUGCCCCUUUGGCAAAUGCAGCCACACAAACCAAACCCCUUCACAUUGGUAAUGCAGGCAGACAUGGCCUUGAGGCAGCUUUCUUUGCACUCUUGGGGCUUGAAGGAAAUAAGCACAUCCUGGAUCUAGAGUCUGGUUUUGGUGCUUUCUAUCAUGACUAUGAACCCCAAGCUGUUCCAUCUCUAGAAUCAUACAACUGGCUGCUAGAAAAACAAGAUGUUGCUGUCAAACGCUUCCCUGCUCAUCUUGGAACGCACUGGAUGACAGAUGCGGCUUGUGCAGUGCGGAAUCAUAUUGUUAGAGACUGUCACUCCCUGCCAGUCAAUGACAUUCAGAAAAUCCAGCUAAAAGUUCCAGAUGUUAAAUAUGUGAACCGCCCAUUUCCAUCUUCAGAGCAUGAAGCUCGUCAUUCCUUCCAGUUUAAUGCCUGUACAGCCCUCCUAGAUGGCAGUGUUAAUGUCCAUUCUUUUAGUGAUCACAAUAUCUCUAGGCCAGAAAUGAAGGCACUGCUUGGUAAAACAGAGGUUGUACACCCACUUGAUAACAAACCCAAUUUUGACCAACUUUAUUGUGAGAUCAGUAUAACAAUGACAAAUGGAGUCACCUUUACGGAAAGAUGUAACACUUUCUACGGUCACUGGAGGAAUCCAUUGAGCAACAAAGAUCACCUGAAGAAAUUCAAAUCCAAUGCAUCCAUGGUCUUGUCAGCAGAUGGAGUAGAUGGAAUUAUAGAAGUAGUGAAGAACCUGGAAAAUAUAUCUGACUGUUCGGUGCUUAGCACUUUUCUCAGACUAAGAAAUCAAACAACUUAUAAGCAUGAAAGGUCAAUGCAUAAUAAAUCCUGA
Molecule: messenger RNA, 1395 nt
Organism: Staurois parvus
Lineage: Eukaryota; Metazoa; Chordata; Amphibia; Anura; Ranidae
Source: the annotation of a GenBank genome assembly